Molecule: messenger RNA, 1317 nt
Organism: Paramecium pentaurelia
Lineage: Eukaryota; Ciliophora; Oligohymenophorea; Peniculida; Parameciidae
Source: the annotation of a GenBank genome assembly
AUGAGUUAGAAUAUUGAUUAAUUUUUGAAAUUUUUCGUAUUUGAAGGAGCACUAAGUUUAAAUAAAAUACUAAACUUAAAAUAACUUCAGUUCGCAAAUCCCAGACUCAUUAAAAGAUAAUAACCAAACCAUUUUGAAUUAGCUGAAUUAAACAAGAAAUCUAAAUUAAUAUCAGAAAAUGUAUAAUGAUUUUAUAAUAAGGCUUUUGAUAUAGUUUCAGAAUUUUAUAUCUUAUUAAAGCAAUGUAAAUUUGAAAAUGUGAGUACUAAAAUAAUAUUCAAUUAUAUGUUAAGUUUACAGUUAAAAAGAAAUUAUAUAGAUUGUCUUCAUUUAAACACAACUGACAAGAAUUAUAUUAUAUGUGUUGAUAUUAUUCCAGAAUACAAAGAAUAAAUUAUUAGAUAAAUGUAUAGUUUUGUUAAUUGGGUUGUACUUUAUUAAAAAGGAUAGACUACUUAUGGUGAAUUUAAAACAGAAUACUAAGAUUAUGCUCAUAUUCAAAUCUUUGAAAACUAAAAGAAAUUAAUUUUAGUGAUUGGAUAUAAUAAAUUAGAAACUGAACUAUUUUUAUCCAUAAACCUAGUAAGAAAUUAAAACUAUAUGAGAAAUAAUUUAUCAUUAUUAAAUAUACCUGAAUAUAGAUAAGAUACAUUUUGUUCAAUUUUAUAUCAUUUUGUAACUAUUAUCAGAAAAAUGUUAAGAUUUGCUGAUACAAAAAGAUAUGAUUCUGAAUUAAGAUAACUUAUUUCUGCUAAUGCUUCCAUUUUGAUAGAACAUCCAGAAAAAUAAAAACAUAUUCCAUAUUUAGGAUCAUUCAAUCAUUGUGAUUUUGUGCUCUUUGAUUUUAAGUUAACAAAUUAAUAUGAAUUUGAUAAAAGACUUAAAAAUUUCUAAUAUUAAAAAGAAUUAAUAAUAUCCAUUAUUGGAAAUCUAAAGACACUUUAUGUUAAAUCUAAAGAUGAUAUGUCAUAUUGUUUUGUACUUUCUGGAUAAUAUUUACUUGUAACAUUUUAGUAUAAUAUUGAUGGAGCAAUUUUAUUGAAAGAAGAAGAAUAAAGAAAUAAAUUAAUUGCAGAAUGCUAUGAAUUUGUGGAAUAAGAUUUCGAUUAUGGAAUAAAGAAAAUUAUAAUAACAAACCAAGAAAAAAAUCAAAAAAAAGAAGAAACUUUGAAAUCAUAAAGAAAUUAAAAGAUAGCUGAUUUAAUUACAACAUCUGUUAAUACUGCAUUCUCAUGGUAUGAUUAUGCCAAAUCAGUUAAUUUAAUCAAUAAAUAACAACAAACAACUAACAAAUCCCUUACUCCAAGAAGAUAAUGA